Molecule: messenger RNA, 2207 nt
Organism: Cuscuta epithymum
Lineage: Eukaryota; Viridiplantae; Streptophyta; Magnoliopsida; Solanales; Convolvulaceae
Source: the annotation of a GenBank genome assembly
GAGCAUUUUCUUCCACGUGGCAUGUAUCCGUUGCCUCGCACUCUGCUUCGGCUUCUUGAUCAUCUCCCCCUUCUGAAAACUUACUACUUCUCUCCCUACACUUUGAACAUAACUACAAAAGUGAUCCUCAGCAGAUUUUCCAGCCUGAAGGCAGGAUACAGAGUAGAUUUCAUGUAGAUCCCACUACCAAGAGUGGAUGCUUUAGAUGGGAGGUGUUUGUUCUAGGAAGCGGGACCAGUUGGUUGAGGAUCACAACAUACAUAGAGGAGUGCCGGGACAUUAUUGCAAGAGUAGUAGUUCAAAGUGGCUCGGGAGUUCAUCUUCUCGAUCAUCUUUCAAUGCCAAAGAUGGAAAUAGAAAAUGCCAAUCACUCAUGGAGUUGUGCAUCUCUACAAUUUGUGAAGACAUAGACAAAUAUAACAGCUUCUCAAUGCUGCCGAGGGAUAUAAGUCAACAAAUCUUUGAUGAGUUGGUUUAUUCACAAAGCCUCAAUGAAGUCGGACUUGAAGCUUUUCGGGAUUGUGCUCUUCAGGAUGUUAAUUUGGGAGAAUACCCGGGCCUUAAUGAUAGUUGGAUGCACGUCAUAUAUUCACAGGGUUCAUCUCUUCUAUCUGUGGAUCUUUCUGCUUCUGAUGUCACAGAUUAUGGAAUGGCACAGCUAAAAGAUUGCAAAAAUCUUCAAGAACUGAAUUUUAACUACUGUGACCAAAUUUCAGACCGUGGGCUGGAGCAUGUUUGCUGCCUUACAAGCCUGACAAGCCUAAGUUUGAGAAGAAACAACAUGGUUACAGCUCAGGGAAUGAGUGCUCUGUCUGGAUUAAUCAAUUUGGUGAAAUUGGACUUGGAGAGAUCUCCUAAGAUCCAUGGGGGGCUCGUCUACCUUAGAGGCCUUACCAAACUUGAAUCUCUCAACAUCAAUUGUUGCAAUUGCAUCACAGACUCUGAUAUAAAGUCUCUUACUGUUCUAAAAAACUUGAAGGUUUUGCAAGUUGCGUCCAACAAGGUCACAGAUUAUGGUGUCACAUUUCUGCGAGCUUUGAACAAACUAACACUUCUGAACAUGGAAGGUUGCCCUAUAACAGCUGCAUGCUUGGAAUCUCUUUCAGCGCUUGGUUCUCUCUUGUAUCUCAAUCUUAGUAGAUGCCAUUUGACUGAUGAUGGCUGUGACAAGUUUUCUGGCAUACCGAGUUUGAAAGUGUUGAAUUUGGGAUUCAAUGGGAUUUCAGAUGCUAUUUUCAUACACCUCAAAGGUUUACCAAAUUUGUUGACCUUGAACUUGGAUUCAUGUGCAAUUGGAGAUGAAGGGCUGGCCUACUUAGCUGGACUUCAAAGUUUGAAGUGUUUAGAGUUGUCUGAUACUGACGUUGGAAACAACGGACUUCAACAUCUCUCAGGCUUAAGACGUUUGGAGAGCUUGAACCUAUCGUUCACUGCGAUAACAGAUGGUGGAUUGAGAAAAUUAAGGGGUCUAUCGUCACUUAGAUCCCUGAACUUGGAUGCCCGCCAGAUCACUGACAUUGGCCUUUCUGCUCUUACAAGUCUAACUGGUUUAACUCAUUUGGAUCUGUUUGGAGCUCGUAUUACUGAUGCAGGGACGCACUAUUUAAAGCAUUUGAAAAGCUUGAGGGGGCUGGAAGUUUGUGGCGGGGGGUUAACGGAUACAGGGGUGAAAAACAUAAAAGAUCUGACGGCCCUCACUCUGCUCAAUCUUUCACAGAACAGUCACCUCACUGACAAAAGCCUGGAAGCAAUUUCGGGGCUGACGUGUCUCGUGUCUCUGAACGUAUCAAAUUCGCGGGUAACAAGUGCCGGGUUGGAUCACCUGAAGACACUCAAGAAACUGAAAUCACUGACAUUGGAGUCGUGCUUCAAAGUCACUGCAAAAGACAUGAAGAAACUCCAGUCUGCCCACCUUCCCAACCUCCUUGUUUAUAGGCCGGCUGCCCCCACUGUAUGACCCCUCUUCCCUCGUGAUACAAGAACAGGAAGAAGAAGAAUUUAGAUUGAGAAGCCACUUAUCCAUCGAGCUUCCUCCUCCUCUGUGUGUACAUCUAAUAAAAAGCGCAAGCAUUUGCUGAAUUGUAAAUAUGACGCAUGGCCAGUCUUAUGUUUUUAUGGCCAGGGGUGGAACUUUACUUAUUGUAAAAAAAUUGUAAAUCAUACUCUUCAAAGUAUUUAGUGGAAUAAAAUAUGUGAAAUGACUACAA